This is a messenger RNA of Halteromyces radiatus, 543 nucleotides long. RefSeq lists its product as uncharacterized. Bases 1 to 543 code for a protein of 180 amino acids. The record is from RefSeq and is a predicted model, not a curated record. The transcript is spliced from 5 exons. Lineage: Eukaryota; Fungi; Mucoromycota; Mucoromycetes; Mucorales; Cunninghamellaceae.
AUGGAUACAUUGACACUGGCGCAUGAUCCAAGUUAUCAAAAUAGUGGUCUAUACAGUCAAAUGUUGAAUGGUCAUCAUUACUUUAUGCUUAGCUUUUGGUCAGACGAAGAUCAUAGUGUAUUGAUCUUUGUUUGUUUACGGGCAAUGGACUUGGUCGAGGAUGAUCAGUCUCUAGAAUCGUUUAUGAAUGUAGUGACUGAAUUUUGUGCUCAAGUAGUUGGAGGGCAAAAUGCAACACGCAGGAAAUUCAGUUAUUCCAACUGUUAUGAUGACAUUGGGUUUACUGGUGGUACAAAACAUUCGAUGAUUAUCGUCUAUACAAAAAUGGUGAUGCAAACAUUCAAUGAUAUAGCCAAGAUUGCAAACCAUACAACAAAGCCAAGAUCGAAUGCCUUCUACGUUGGAAUGGCUCUGUUAUCUUAUCCAAUUGAAGUGUCUGUAUCAAAUAAAAUAGUCCUACCCAAAGUGCAAGUCAUGAUCGUUAUCCUGGUGAUGGCAUUAGUUGUGAUUCUGGUCGUAGUUCAUGGAUAUUAUCGAUUAUAG